AAAAAUUUUUUCUUCUUUAACCUAAAUAAAUUUUGAAAAAAUUAAUUAGGUGACAAGAAUGAUGCUUUUCAAUAAAGUUUUUCAACCUCUUCCUUUUCAUUUUAAGCAUCAUCAUUAUUUUCCUCGGUUUUUGUCAAAUGCAUCAGCUUCAAAACCUCUUAAAAUAUUUCCAACAGGUUCAUUUGUUGAUUUAAGACAAAAUGGUGGAUAUUAUUUGGAUAAGACCCAUUUUAUUUCCGAAUUAGAGAAUCUUAAUUCCCCUGCUAUUCUUUCUCUACGCCCCCAUUGUUUUGGAAAAUCAUUAUUUCUCUCCACUUUGUCCUCUUAUUAUGAUAUAAAUAAUAAGGGAGAAAAUUUUGAACGGUUAUUUGGUGAUUUAUACAUUGGCAAAAAUCCCACUCCACUAGCAUCAUCAUUACGUGUCCUUAAUCUCAAUUUUUCUGAAUUUUAUAACAGUACGAAAACUUUUUAUGGAUUUUUGUAUUCAAAUAUUUUAAGAUUUAACGAAAAAUAUUACUUUAAGUAUAAAAAUAAAAAAACCAUAUUUGAGAAUUUUUCAGAUUUAUUGGAUAGAAAGCUUUAUAUUUUUAUUGAUAAUUAUGAUGCUACUGUGAAUGAACAUUCCAAUGAUCAAGAUCUUAAACAAUUUUACAGUAGUUUAAAAUAUGCUUGUAAUAACGGAUUAGUUCGUGUUUUUCAAACUGGUGUAAUUCCUAUUGGCACUGCUGAUCUUAACAAUGUGAUUAAUUUGACGCAAAAAAUAAAAUUUUGGGACCUGUAUGGAUUUAAGGAAUCAGAAAUUGAAUUCCUUUUAAAUAAUACUCUUGAAUAUGAUUUGUCAACUGAUGUUAAGGAAGGAAUAAUGAAAUGGUUAAAAAAGGAAGCUUAUGGGUAUUUUUUUCAUCGCUAUCAGAUUGAAGGUAUCUUCAACCCUGCUUGGGUUUUGUAUUAUUUUAAGAAAAUAAUGGAACAGAUGAAAUUUAUAGAUGAGGCUUUUUAUAAUAAUCAGGAUACUUCAGUUAUUAUUAAAGCACUUCUUGAUUUUCCUUCUGAUUCACAUUCAUUACUUUCUAUAGAAGCAUCAGAUUUGAUUGUUGAUGAUCCUCUUGGCAAAUCCAUCUUUAUGGAAGCAUCAAAUCAACUUGAAUCUGAAGAUAUAACACAGCAAUUUGACCAUACUAAUAUUGACAAGUUGACAACUGAUCGAAAUUCAUUAUUAUCAUUUAUGUAUUAUAAUGGUGUUCUUACAUAUCAACCCAAUUCAUUACAAUACAAGUUUCAAAUUCCUAAUAAUGAUGUUAAAAAGAAGUUUAUUGAAAAUGCACUUGAGAAUUAUGAUUGGAAAGAAAAGGAUUUAAUGUCAAUAACUAAAUGCUUACAAAUUUUGGAAGGAAAAUAUGAUAUUGAGCCACUCUGUCAAUUUGUAGAAAAAACAUUGCAUAAAUUAUUAAAGAAUAAUGAUCCAAAUGAAGAGGAUUUAAUACAAGCUUUUAUAGAUACUUUGAUUUUUACUUUUUAUGCAGAUAUUAAACCAGAAUUUUGGGUGAAUUAUAAUGUGGAUGAGAAAAUAAUUGAUUUGGUAAGGAUGAGUACAGGCAAAAGAAUAGCAAUUGAAUGUGAUAAUAUUAAAAUGGAAUGUAUUAAACUAAAUGAAAUUCAAGAUAAUACGGAGGAAACAACUAAAAUAUCAUCGUCAUUGUUAGAAAAAUCCGAAGACGAAAUUUUAAAACUUGAAAUUAAUGAUCCAAAUCAACCAAGCCUAAAGACAGUUGGUGAGCUGUUAGAAUGGAAGAUUAAAAAGCAAAGCAAAAAGUAUUUAGAAUUAUUGGAGAAACAAGAAGAUGAAUCCUUGAGAUGUUCCUUUAUUGUUUUAAGAAUUGGUUUGCAUCGUUUAAUUAGUAGAAAGGUUUAUUGCGAUGAUUUAAAGGAGAAUUUAGUUACCAAAUAAGAAUAGUAUGUUAACCUUGCAUAUUUUUUUCAGAUAAAGCACUUAGUAAAAAAGAACGUGAUAAAGCUAUUUCUUAUAUUGGAAUUAUAAAUUAUGUCAUAUCUUAUAUUAUUUAAGAUUACUAUACUGUAUAUUGAUACAAAUACAUUAUGUUCAACUCGAUAGACCAAAAAAAAAAAAAAUUGAUGGAUAACUAAGAGCCUUUGCGUAAUAUAUGCACCCCCAUUUAAGAUAUAGUGAAUUACAAUAUUAGAUCUCUUUUAUUAAGUGUAAUGUAAAAUUUUUGCUAACCCUCCGACCCCUAAAAUAUUGAUCUAAAAAGUUUAGUGAAUAAUCUUAUAUCUUAGAUAAAUGUGAUAUUGUAAAGUUGC
Molecule: messenger RNA, 2319 nt
Organism: Rhizophagus irregularis DAOM 181602=DAOM 197198
Lineage: Eukaryota; Fungi; Glomeromycota; Glomeromycetes; Glomerales; Glomeraceae
Source: RefSeq, a predicted model, not a curated record